AACUUUAUUGAUCUCCAUGACGAGAAAGGGGAAGUCCAGUAGCAAGAUUACAACAUCCCUUUAUAAGUGAAAAAUGACACUUAGCCCAGUCUUGUUUGUAAAAUGGGUGCAGUGAUGCAUGACCUUUAAAAACAGGUAGAACAUGAUGCCCUGCCCUCCACUAAUAAAUAAAAGCAAAUUAUAAUGUCCCUCUAAUUUACAUUAUGCAUGAUGUCACAGUAAAGUCAUAUUCUGUACUUUUAUCCUGGGCAGUGAGUUUUAAGGUUCUUCUCCAUGUGUCUCUCCUAAAGAAAAAGAAGAAGGACAAUUAUUUAUUGAGGUUGUAAGAAACCUGCACAAUCACUGGUAGCAAUACACUCAUGUGAUGGACCACGUGUUUGGAUGCACCAUGUCAGAAGUUUUAUAUUGACUAUAGCUAAUGAGCACACUCUUCAUCAUCAGUGAUAAAAUGUGCAGCAGUAGGUAGCUGUGUAAUGUUAUCUCUGCCAAAGAGACCAUGUCAGCGUGCCCCGCUAGCCUACUGCUUAAGAAGCUUGCCACAUAACCACAACAUCCGCAGUUCAUCCAGCGGGUCCUUGUUGCAUGUCACUCCCCCAUCUCUCUCUCUCCCUCGUUUCCUGUCCAAUCUUUCCACUGUCACUGCGAUAAAGGCUUAAAAUACUCCUAAAACAUGUAUUUUAAGAGGUCAUAUUUUUGAUCCUUCUUGUUCCAGAGGGACAGCUGAAAAGCAGAACCAGAUUUCAAUAAAAUUUGGAGAAAGUUGUGCCAUGGGACAAGAAGCAAGGGACAAUAGGAGCGUUCUCGGUUUUCUCAUAAGGGAUAAAGAGAUAAUGAACUAAUUCCCAGACUUUGCACUGUUACCACAGCCAAAUUUCAGAAAAGAAUCACAGAACAAACAACAUAAGCACACUCUGAGGUAGAUUAUAAAUAAUAAAAACAUAAAUAACAAAAAUCUUAACUAGAAACUAAACUAAAACUAAAACCAUAUAUCUUUUAUAGGCAUAUACACAGGUAUGUAAUACCAAAAAUACAAAAAAUGUUGAAAUUGCAAGUAGAUAUUGUUAAAUGACCAGAUGAAAAAGAAAUAAAUAUGACUCUGCCCUGUCCCAACAUGUACAAGACUUUUAUAUAUUGUGCGAUGACAACUGCCAGGAAUGGCUUCUUGUAGAGUUUCUUGUCAGACCAGUGGAGAGGGAGACCUUGUCUAUGAUGUUUAACAGUUUGUGCAGCCUCCUCCUCUCCACAACCAACUCCAAGGGCUCCAGAGGAGUCCCCAGCACAGAGCCAGCCUUACUGAUCAGUUUGUUCAGUUAGUGUCAGUGAUGCCCCAGCAGACAGUUGUGAAGGAUAUUGCACUAGCCAGAACAAAUCCACUGCACUAAACUCAAUGAGAAAAUCUGGCAUGGCAAUGUAUCCCAUCCUUUUCUGUCACUGAAUGUUUGAUGCAGAUCUAGAAUUUGUUCUACUGUUUCAAUUACCAAUUUAGAGGACUGUACUACAUCGUUAGAGUGCUCAAAAAAUGAAAUCUGCUUUUUUCUGUUUGAUAAAUGAUUGUUUUCACGUGUUGAUGGAUGAGAACUUGUGAAGCUGCAGUUACAAUCAGUACUGUAAUCAGUAACUUCUUUGACUAAUUGAUCUACAAAUUUCCAACAUUUCUCAGAAUCCAUAUCAUUAAAGAAAAUAUCAAAUCAACUGAAACAUGAACCAAAUAUCCUUAAAUUCUGCCUGUUUUAGUGAUAAUUAAGUCUGAGAUGGGUGACUGAAAUAUUCCCUUACAGUCUUUACAUUACCUCUAGACAUGUUUUAAACAUCAGAGAAUUUGUGUGCAUGAAUGUAAAAAACGCUUAUGAAAAAAAAAAUCAUGAUACACACAAGGAGGUAUUUGAAUUAUUAAAUCAAAAUCGUGUAAAUGUUUGCAGGUUUAUCUGAAUUAAGUGAAAUGUGUGGACCCAAAGAGUACUGACAGUCACCUGGGAGCUCAUCAGUCUGAUUAUUACCAAUCAAACAAGAUCCCAGCCAUCAACAAUCAAUCAAAAGUGAUGGGUGUAAAUGAAAAUGCUGUCUGUCUUGUUCUAACUUCAGAUUUUUCUCCAUAGUUUUCUUAUCUCCUUAAUGACAGAGAUUAUCUACCCGGUCAAAACGUAUGGGUCCUUCACUUGAUUUAUCGCUCAUUUCUUCCUGGUUAAUGCUCUGUGCUAAACAAGGGCCAAAAGCAGGUGUUGGCCUGGCCACAGUUGUUAUCUCCUUCGUCUUCUCCACGUACUACAAUGUGCUCAUGACUUGGGCACUUUUCUAUCUCUUCAACUCGUUUGGAGCAACACUCCCCUGGAAGUCUUGCAACAGCACCUGGAAUAACGUUGGAAACUGUUCUACUGGUUUCCGUGGCAACAACACCCACCUGCAGUCCGCCAGCCAGCAGUUCUUUGAUCACAAACUUCUGGAGAAAUCCGGUGGUAUUGAAGAAGCUGGUGGUCUUCGCUGGGAACUCUUUGGCUAUCUCAUCUUUGCCUGGGUCAUUGUGUAUUUAUGCAUAUUUAAAGGAGUCAAAUCCACUGGCAAGGUUGUGUAUUUCACUGCUAUAUUUCCGUACUUCAUCCUGUUUGCCCUGCUCAUUAAUAAUGUGCAGCUUCCUGGAGCCAAGAAGGGUAUCCUCUACUUUGUGACGCCUGUCUGGAGCAAACUGUUUGAAGUUAAGGUUUGGGUUAAUGCAGCUGCCCAAGUGUUUAACUCUCUUGGAAUUGCUUUUGGCUCCAUGAUUUCGAUGGCUAGUUACAACAAGUUCAACAACAACAUUAUCAGAGAUGCUUUGAUUGUAUCAUUUACCAACUCGUUCACAAGUAUCCUAGCUGGCUUUGUGAUCUUCUCAGCUAUUGGCUACAUGUCUCACAUACAUAACCUCCCAGUGGAAAACAUAUCUACAGGUGGUCCUGGUUUGGUGUUUGUUGUGUACCCUGAAGUCCUCUCCACCAUGCCCGUCUUUCAGUUGUGGGCUCCUCUGUUCUUCAUCAUGCUGCUGUGUCUCGGCCUGGACAGCCAGUUUGCUACAGUUGAGGUGGCUGUGACAUUCAUAAAGGAUGAGUUUGGCCCCAAAAUUCUGCGUUUCCUAAAGAGGGAAGAGCUGCUGACCCUGGCUGUGUGCGCCAUCUGUUUUCUCCUUGGGAUACCACAUGUUACUAAGGGAGGUAUCUAUGUGUUUCAGCUGAUGGACCACUACACAGCUGUGGUUUCCCUCGUGUUCCUGGCUUUCUUUGAAGUUGUAGCUGUCUGCUGGAUCUUCGGUGUCCCACGCAUCUCUUUUAUGAUUGAGAGGAUGCAAGGAAAAUCUGCAAAUAUCUACUUUCGCGUCUGUUGGUUGCUGCUGUGUCCCAUGUUGGUGCUGUGCAUACUGACCUCCAGCAUUAUCCAGUACACUCCAGCUCAGUAUGGGAAGUACAAGUACCCAGUGUGGGCUGAAUGGGUGGGCUGGGGAAUCUCACUGGUCUCCAUAAUAUGGGUUCCACUCGGAGCCAUUCACGAGAUCUACAGAAACAAAGGCUCAUUUCCUCAGAGACUUAAAACAGCUAUGACUCCCACAGUAGACCUGGAUGCUGAGGAUGCCCUUCCAGAAAAACAAAACCUAGUCAACCCAACGUCUGAAACUUUAUUUACUUCAAUAGCAUGACAGAGGUACAGUCAAGCCUUUUCUCUGUGUCUUUAUGUACCAAACUCUGUGAUACAGAAGGGGUUUUAAUUAAGGAUGCUGCAUUUUGAUGGAAAGUACUGUCAAAAAUUUUAAUUUUAUUCAAUUUGUUCUACCAAAGGAUUGACUUUUACCUUAAGCCCAUUUUACAUAUGUGGUACUUUAAAAAAUCAAGCCACUUACUCUUUGCAGUUGACUUCAACAGUAUAAAAACAUCUGUUGCAAUUUGCAUACUAUAUACUGAAAAUCUGAGAUUUUGUCCACUAAAGUAAUGUCAAGACUAUGCAGGUCUUCAUUUUUCCUCCCCUUUGGUUGAUUAAUCAUUUAAAAAAAUGUUACGUGUUUGUUGUCUGUGCUGUGUUGUUCUUUUAUCUUGAAUAUCAUGAAACUUGUCCCAGUUUGUCACUGGUAUUUACAUGUCUUCUGCCAGUUGAAGGUAGAAGGUAGCUGCCUGGUUACAAAUUUAGAAAUGUUUGACUUUAGAAUUUGACGUCGACUGCCUGAAUGCAUCAUCAGUUUUGAUGUCUGUGAGGCUAGUUAGUCUCAUUUUGUGAGGAGCAGGUUCCAGGCCAACAAAGGGGAGAGAUGCAAACAAUGACAUUUAAAUGUUAGUUAGCACCCUGCUGCUUUUAGAAACCUUUGUUUGACCGUCACUAGUGUUCACGCCUUUACCCAGAACAGUGAGCAAUGUGAUCCAGGUUAAUAUUACACCCUUGUGCAUAAUAUAAAUUCAUCUGGGGAUUCAGAGAAUGGAUUUUGUCUGGUCUCCGCAGGUUGAGUUAAUAUCAUUUUCAGUAAUGUAUUUGACAUUAUUUAAAACUAUCUUGGAGCAGGUAACUUACAAGAGACUUAGAGAUUAUAAAUGGUGCCUUUGAUCUACUGUCAUCAAACUGAAUUGGACUAAUAAGGGUAGAUAAUCAGCAGGAGGGCUACACUAACUUUCCAUUCAAGUUGUGUCCCAUACUCUAUUGACUCAAAGCCUGCAGUUAAUCACUGACUGUUUUAUCUCACACUUCCUAACAGAGAGGGAAAAAAUUCACUCUGGUGAAAACAUGAUUUAUUUUAAAUCAAGCUUUAACUUUGAGAUUUUACAGCAGUGUUUAGUAACAUUUUAAAAAAAUGAUUGACCACUUUCUGAGAGCAGGAGAUGUUGUUGGGUUGUACCAGGUCUUUUGAAAGCUGAAAUGAUGUAAUGUACUUUAUCUCAUCAGUGAUUUUAAGAUGGAAGUGGUGGAACUGGUUUUGGUGAGCGGUAGGACUAUAAGCUUUGAGUCACCAGAGUUUAAAACCGACUUGAAAUGGAAAUGACCAGAUAUGUGACAUUGUCUAAAAUGACGUGUCAUACAGCACAUGCUUGGCCUUUUCUGUCUUUAUAGGUGGCUUAUUAAACAAACUCUCAUUCAGGAGUGCCUUUUAUCCAAAGUACCUAAAUCAUGCACUGAUAUUAAAAGCUCUAAACAUCUGAAUAUAAUAUUACAAUGAUGCAAGGAACAAUUAGUUACUUUAAGAUGUCUCUCAACAAAUAUACUUACACUUGACAUCUUAUUUCUAGGUAACUUCUGUCACUCCACUUGAGUUGUUACUGUAUUUGUUUUCCUAUUUGCGAGUCAAGAGAAAAUAAGCCCUUUUUAACAUUUUACAACAGAAGCAUCUGUGUCAUGGAACUUAAUGUUACCUGCCUCAAGUGCCUUCAUGAAACUUUUUUAUUGUUAGAUAAUCUAUUUUUAAUUCGACAACCAAAAUAUGUAUUUAAGAUGUUGCAUCCUGUAAAUGCUGUUUUAUUUUUACUUGUUUUUUGGUUAAAUGUGCAAAGAUGAUUUAAAGGCCCUUAAAGCACAUACAGUAAUAGAUUACUGUUUACGCUUUUUAAUUGUUUCAUUGUUUUGAUGUGAAUAAAAUGCAAAUUGUAAUGGGCUGUUAAUACAAUUAUGCUUUAAAAAAGUGAUAAUUAAGUUUAAAAAUGUGCACAGUCUGGUUUAUUUGAAAAGAGGAAGUUGGGUAACCAUGUGGCAUGAUGUGCUGAAUAUGUAGGUUUUCUUUUCACCAUAACACUACACCAGGUGAUUUCACUGAUUAGGUUUUAGUUGAUCCUCUCGUCCUGAAGUCUUAUUAAUCAGUGAUCAGUGAAGUCAGCGGCUGCAGUUUGUGGCUAGAAUGAAAACUUGCAAACUCUCUGUGUGUCAUGAAACAAGACCCCGUAUCUCAGAUAGUCACUCACAAUAAACAGAAGCACUACACAUAUAUAAUUUGUGACCGUUUUGUGCUAUUACAUUGUGAGUUGGUGAUGACAGUGAAACCUGCAGUGUUUUCACAUCCAUACACAAUAACAGUGAACCAGACUAUUUCAUAUUCGUAAAGAAAGGCAGUUUUUUUUAUUAUUAUUACAAGACUCAUAUGUGUUUUCUAAUGUUUUAUGCUUGUGUUUGAUAAACAAAAUUCUACAAAUCUACACUUUCUGUACCAAAUUUUGCUUUUCAUAUUGUUAAAUGAUUAUAUGUGUAAUUUUUCUUACUCUUCUCAUCAUAUCUCUGCUGUGUGAUGAUGUGUGUUGUCAUUUUGGUAAAUAAAAAGCCUUCAUUUUU
This is a messenger RNA of Thunnus maccoyii (southern bluefin tuna), 6261 nucleotides long. RefSeq lists its product as uncharacterized. The record is from RefSeq and is a predicted model, not a curated record. Gene Ontology annotation, biological process: sodium ion transmembrane transport. NCBI's taxonomy places the organism in Eukaryota, Metazoa, Chordata, Actinopteri, Scombriformes, Scombridae. Gene Ontology annotation, cellular component: membrane. The transcript is spliced from 12 exons. The coding region runs from base 2144 to 3661 and encodes 505 amino acids.